Molecule: messenger RNA, 1281 nt
Organism: Glarea lozoyensis ATCC 20868
Lineage: Eukaryota; Fungi; Ascomycota; Leotiomycetes; Helotiales; Helotiaceae
Exons: 3
Coding region: 1-1281 (426 amino acids)
Molecular function (GO): oxidoreductase activity
Source: RefSeq, a predicted model, not a curated record
AUGUCGGCUCCUAUGAUAGCAUGGCUACCUUCAGUGAACAGAGUUUACAGAUAUCUGACAAGUAGCGAUUGGUCUGCGCAGUCAAUCGACCUCGAAAGUGUGCCAAUACACGAUGUGGAAACAGCUCCAGAAAAGCGACCGAGAACAUUAAAGCACUUACUCAAAGCGAACCACAUCAACCAUUCGGUCCUCUACCAUAACCUCGAAUACCAUAACCACCUACCGCAUAUCCUAGGCUCCGCAUACAUUCUCGGCGCAAACCAUGAUCAAUUACAGAAGAUAUACGACCAUGAAUCGCGGAGCUUGGAGGGAUGGAAAGACUCCCCCGCCGAGAUCACAGAUGCAGACUGGAGGGAAUUCCUAGGAAACCACAACUACCAACGCGCAUACGUAGAUUUCUUUGAAGACGAGCUCGCCCUGAAAUUCGACUAUGACUGGAAAAAGGUAGCAGAAGAGUACCUUUUCACCGGCAAACAACCACUCAUCAAUGGAGUCAUUUCAGGACUUGGCCAUCCCCUAAUCCAUCUCGGCUACGCCUAUGAAUUCUCCUCGAAAGAACUCGGCAUGGAAGCCCUAGCGCUAUCAUCCUGCUCCUACUCCUCCCUCCACAAAUACCUCGACGACCCCUCCUACACCCGACCCUCCACAUACAGUACAACCUCCCCCCUCGAAAUCCUACACAAAAUCCACAACGACACCCGAUUCGACGGACUCUUCCCCUCAAAAGGCUUCCAAAACUUCGACAUCCUCUUCUCGCAGCACGAAAACCUGAUCUUGGAAUACUGGAACGCCUGGACAAUCUCAGACCCCAAGACCCAAUUCCGCGAGUCGCAGGAAGCGGCGAUAGACCUCUUGAUCAAGACGGUGAAGCCGGGAACACACGCGUAUGAUUUCUUCAUGGUACAUAUCCUUACGACGUCGCACGCGGUACGGAUCUUAAUUCCGCUGAUCCCGAAGCGAUUCCACGUUAGUUUGGUGCGACAGUGGUGGUUACUUACCAUCGCGGUGUAUAUCAUGCAAUUGAGGCCGGAGAUUGAUGAGGAUAUUGUUGGAAAGCCUGGAGGGAAGAGCUGGGGGUAUGUGGAUAAGAUGGCGGUGGAGGGGGGGUGGAGUGCGGAUGCGCAUUUUGUUAAAGCUGUACGCGCGAUAAAGGAAGCUGCGUUUACGUGGGGUGAUGUGCAUGAGAAAUAUCUCUCUGCUGCUGUAUAUUUGGUGGACGAUUUCAAGGGAUGGACUGGAUUUGGAUCUGCAGAAGAGGAGCAAGCUAGUUUGGGAUAUUGA